Solanum pennellii is the source of this 2010-nucleotide messenger RNA. RefSeq names its product zinc finger MYM-type protein 1-like. Bases 291 to 1532 code for a protein of 413 amino acids. The record is from RefSeq and is a predicted model, not a curated record. The transcript is spliced from 2 exons. Lineage: Eukaryota; Viridiplantae; Streptophyta; Magnoliopsida; Solanales; Solanaceae.
AAAACAACAAAAUAUGAUUAAAUUUUGUAACUAUAUUACAUGUAAUAUCUACUACAUAUUUGAGUGUUAUAUAUAUAUACGGUUACAAAAUUUGUUAGUACCUAUACUAACAUGAUACACUUUUAACUUCGUACAAACUUGGUCAAACAGACUAUAGAACCUUCAACGUAUCUAAGAGAUGAAAGGUGAAGUUGCAAGCAUUAGAUUAUAGUACUUUAGCCAGUGUUCCACAACCUCUUCUCUUCAUUAAGCUAGCCCUAUUUUGGAGGAAUUUAUCUUUAUAAAUUGAGAUGGAUAAGUAUGUCACAAGAUCGAAAAUUGGGUAUCCAAGUUCUAGCUCUACCAAUCCAUCUACUGCUUCAACCAUAGCUUUUAAAAUUCAAAAGAAAAUAUUUAUUUCAGAUGUUGAUUUAGCAUCUCUUGAAGCUGAUCCGGGAAUUAGAAAGCCCAUUGCAGAGUAUAAUCCUAAUAUACGUGAUGAUAUUAGGAGAUAUUAUAUUCUUAAAAAGCCUUGCCAACCUAAGGAUCAUAAAUUUCCUAAAACUAAGUUUGGGAAGGAAAUGCGGCAAUUCUUUCCUAAUUGGUUUAAGGAUCGUAAGUGGUUGGAGUAUAGCAUAACAAAAGAUGUUGCAUUCUGUUUGUGUUGCUACUUGUUUAAAAAUGAAUAUGAAAGUCGUGGAAAUGUGGUUGAUGCUGCUUUUACGAAAACCGGCUUUAGAGCUUGGAACAAAGCUACAGAAAGAUUUAGAGCUCAUAUUGGAGAUGUAAAUAGCAUCCACAACAAGUGUUUCAACAAGAUGCUUGAUUUGAUGGAUCAAUCACAAUCAAUACGCACUUCAUUUGAUAAAAAAUCCAAGAAAGAAAAAAGUGAGUCUCAACAUCGCUUGAGUGCUUCAGUUGAUGUGACAAGAUUUCUCUUGAAAUUAGGAUUAUCAUUUCGUGGACAUGAUGAGAGUCGAUCUUCUUCAAAUAGAGGUAUUUUUCUUGAACUUUUGCAAUGGUAUGGAGAUAUUAAUAAAGAUGUUGGAAGCAUUAUUUUAGAAAAAGCUCCAAAAAAUGAAAUGAUGUGUUCUCCAAGUAUUCAAAAGGAUAUUGUUGAUUCUUGUGCUAAGGAAACAAUCAAAUUUAUUCUUGAAGAUUUAGAUGGGGAUUAUUUUGGGAUAUUAGUCGAUGAAUCAAAAGAUAUAUCACACAAGGAGCAAAUGGCACUUGUUUUGAGAUAUGUUAACAAAGAAGGAGAAGUGAUAGAACGAUGUGUUGGUAUUGUUCAUGUUAGUGAUACAUCUGCUUGUUCAUUAAAGGAAUCAAUCUACUCUUUUCUUUCAGAUCACUCAUUAAGUCCAUCCCAAAUACGUGGGCAAGGUUAUGAUGGAGCUAGCAAUAUGCAAGGACAUCUAAAUGGUCUUAAAACUUUGAUUUUGGAUGAGACUCCAUCAGCAUAUUACAUUCAUUGUUUUGCCCACCAAUUGCAGUUAACAUUAGUGGCUCUUGCAAAGAAGGAUUCAAAUGUAGAUGAUUUUUUUUUUGCUUAGUUACUAAUGUGUUAAACAUUGUUGGAGCAUCUUUUAAGCGCAGGGAUUUACUUCGGAAGCACCAAGCUGAACUGUUAGAGGAGUUGCUCAUAUCAGGAGAAGUGCAUACCGGGCGAGGAUUAAAUCAAGAACGUGGACAUCAACGACCAUGUGAUACUCGUUGGGGUUCUCAUUAUAGAACAUUAGAUAAUCUUAUUGUUCUAUUUCCAUCAGUUAUUCAUGUGCUUGAAUUUACUGGAUGCGAGUGUCCAAACUAUACUGAUAGACUUCUUGCUAAAACUCUUGUGGAUACGAUUAAGAAAUUUGAUUUUGCCUUUAUGCUGCACUUAAUGUGGAAAGUUCUUAUGAUGACAAAUGAAUUGAGCUCCUCAUUACAAAGGAUGGAUCAAGAUAUUGUCAAUGCUAUGGGAUUUCUUGCUCUUACAAAGCAAAGAUUACAAAAUAUAAGGGAUAAUGAAUUCGAAUCAUUAAUGGAUGA